Lotus japonicus is the source of this 1041-nucleotide messenger RNA. RefSeq lists its product as uncharacterized. The coding region runs from base 145 to 849 and encodes 234 amino acids. Lineage: Eukaryota; Viridiplantae; Streptophyta; Magnoliopsida; Fabales; Fabaceae. The record is from RefSeq and is a predicted model, not a curated record. The transcript is spliced from 2 exons.
GCCAUAUAGGAAUAUCAAAUCCCCACUCAUCAAAUUGCUAAUAACUUUUAGGGUGCAACGUGGAAGUGCAAUCACAAUAUUAUAUUAGACCUCAUCAAAAAAACGAUAUCAUAGUAGCUUCUAGAUCAGCUCCAUCAAGCAGAGAUGGAAUGGAAGAAUUGCUAUUUGGAUGUCAUAUUGGUGCCUUUAGGUGUUCUAAUGACUGGUGGCUACCAUUUCUGGGUGUGGUACAAUGUGAGAAAUCAUCCACACACUACAAUUAUUGGGAUCAAUGCUAGUGGUCGAAGGAAUUGGGUUGCUACCAUGAUGAAGGACAAUGAAAAGAAAAAUAUUCUGGCGGUUCAAUCCCUCCGGAACACGAUCAUGGGCUCGACACUAAUGGCCACCACCUCAGUUCUCCUCUGCUCCGGCCUCGCCGCAAUCAUAAGCAGCACCUACAGCGUCAAGAAGCCGCUCAACGACUCCGUCUACGGCGCUCACGGCGAGUUCAUGGAAGCACUCAAAUACGUGACUCUGCUCACUGUCUUCCUCUUCUCCUUCUUCUGCCACACACUGUCCAUCAGGUUCAUCAACCAGGUCAACAUUCUCAUCAACAUUCCACAGGAUCCAAUGUCAUUGGUCACACCAGAAUAUAUCAAUGAUAUUUUGGAGAAAGGUUUCAUUCUGAACACUGUUGGGAACAGGCUUUUCUACACUGCACUUCCUCUUUUGCUCUGGAUUUUUGGCCCUGUUUUGGUGUUUCUCUGCUCAUUGUCUAUGGUUCCGGUGCUUUACAAUCUUGACUUUGUGGUGCCUAGUGAUAAGGGGAAGAAGAAGAUGGAGAAGAAUGAGAAUGGAGAUUUUGUAUGAAUUCAGUGUCAUGUGGUAAUUAUUUAUGUGUUUAAGACUUUAAGUAAGAAUUUAAGUUGAUCUUUUUUAUUUCAAUCAUGUAUGCUCUGUUCCGUGUAACAAAGGCUAUAGAAGAGAUUUAGAUUGUGUGAUCAAUAACGUGGGUUGUUGUGAAUACAAAAUUAUGAUAUAUUUGCUGGAUUGCAUUUUCCA